AUGCGGUCCCUUUCUGCGGCCAUCGCGCUGCCCCUGGUGCUACUUGGUCAGCUCUCCCAGGCAGACACCGAGGUGAUCACCAGCACCGAAGUCUCCUGUACAACGGAGUCGGUCAAUUUGUUCAUCAAUCCCUCCUUUGAGACAGGCUCAACCAGUCCGUGGAAUAGGUUAACUGGUCCCGUCUCGGUCAUCAGCGACAACUCGGACGACGGGCAGUACGCGGCGCAGGUCAGCUGGGUGGGAGCCCAGAACUAUGCCAUGUCGCAGACGGUGACGGGGCUUCAAGUGGGCACGACCUAUACCUUCUCGUAUGACUACAGACUCGGCUCGUCGGCCAGGCCUCCGAUAUACACCACUUACCCUGUCGGCGACGUUUACAGCCACCUCGACUUCGCACACGUUUACCAUGUGGGGGUUCUGUAA
Molecule: messenger RNA, 423 nt
Organism: Aspergillus pseudoviridinutans
Lineage: Eukaryota; Fungi; Ascomycota; Eurotiomycetes; Eurotiales; Aspergillaceae
Exons: 2
Coding region: 1-423 (140 amino acids)
Molecular function (GO): hydrolase activity, acting on glycosyl bonds
Source: RefSeq, a predicted model, not a curated record